CCGCUAUAUAACUGUGAUGUGCGCAUAUAAACCAAUGGUACUUGCAGUGUAUGCAGCCGGUGUUGUGUGCACUCCGCGAUUGCGAUCUCUGUGUAACUUUCAUGUCGGACGUCUGAGAAAUACAUCUAAUAAAAGGGCUCGUGACUAUACAGCUGUUGUGCCAGGUCUACGCUGGUUUCAGAAUGAAGAGGGCCUAUGAAGGAGUGUUCUUGGCGACCUUCAGCGCUGUGGUUUGGUUGACGGCGUCAGCGCAGGACGAGUGUAACGACAUGCUGAGGCGUUACAGCGACAACCAUACUCUCUGCCUGCCAAACAACACGCAGUGCCACCUGCAAGUGACAGGCAUCGAGGAUGAGAUGAAGCAGUACAUACUCAAGCUCCACAACCAUUAUCGCAACUUGAUGGCUCUCGGUCAUGAGCAGGACAUGCCUCCCGCAUCUGACAUGAUGGAAAUGGAAUGGGACGACGACUUGGCGGAACUCGCUCAAGCCCAUGCCAACCAAUGUGUCUUUGACCAUGACUGUGGUGACUGCAGGCGACUCCCCCAAUUCUCGUCAGUGGGUCAAAACUUAUGUCUGGAUCGUACCAACAGCUACGACCCAUCACCGAACUGGGAAAGCUGCAUCAAGCGAUGGUACGACGAGGUUCCUUUGUUCGCGAACACGUCCAUAUCCCCGUUCCAGUUUAACUUCCCCGCAGGACAUUUCACUCAGAUGGUGUGGGCUACAACAUGGAGAAUCGGCUGUGGCUACGCGAGGUAUCCUUCACCACAGCCUCCUUAUGUGUAUGACCUUCUCUACACGUGCGACUAUGGACCAGGGGGAAACCUGCAGGACGGCACAAUGUACAGAGAGGGAGAAGCAUGUUCUCAGUGCCCAGAAGGGACGUGCUGCGGAUCAGAUUGUGAAGUUCAGGGAGUCGACACGAGAUUCAAAGGACUUUGCAAGUCUACGACACCGGACGGUCCUAAACAGGAGAUUGCCAGGAAACGUCUCUUGUGGGUGUGUACGUUUGAGAAUGACACAGCGGAAUCUUGCGAGACUAGGCAGCAUCCUCCUGAAGCCUUUGCUGUCAUCCCCCAGUUUUCUGCUGGACACCUGGAGACAGUGGUACAACCUGGCGAAAGAGCAGGAGUUACAUUCUCUGCAGUAGCCAAGACGAACGAGUCUUCUGUCUGCAUUACCGUGGAGUUCGACAAGGGACCCAACGUUGCCAGCGAAGAAUCCAACAACGUUCUGAAGAUGUUGCUAACGUCCCCGACCUUCAAUCUCUUCCAUAUUGACACCGAGAUGGGUGCAGGAAUAGACGGCUUUCAGAGCUUCCAUUUUACGCUUCGAGCAGCUAUUCCUGUUCAGGUGGGCUUUUCCUUCUCGGUCCCAGAAAACGCCACUGCUCAGUUCCUGGACAUCUACAAGGUCCAAGUAACCAGCGGAUACUGUGGUCAAGCGUAGCGACAUGACUGCGCAGCAUGACGCGCUUCAUGAUAGCCGUGAUACCACUUGCGGGCAGUAACUCACCUCUUCCUCAUUUGUGUGCGGUCAUCUCGCAGAGUACAAUAUGACGGACAAUGAUACGCGCACAGUGCAGUUACACUACACGGCGCGUAAAUGAUUUACGUGAUCACGCUGCAUGCAAUCGCGUGACAUAAUCAAUCUGCUCAGGUAAGCGUCAUUUUAUCCGAAGCGAUGACUUAUAUGACACACGUGUUGCGCCAACGUCACUUACGUCAACAAGUAUAUGCCUUACUGUUGUACGGCGCAUUUGUAGAAGGAAAUCCUAUGUACAUGACAUAAAUAAAAUUAGAGUGAGUGAA
Messenger RNA from Ornithodoros turicata, 1813 nucleotides. RefSeq names its product CRISP/Allergen/PR-1-like. Gene Ontology annotation, cellular component: extracellular region. Lineage: Eukaryota; Metazoa; Arthropoda; Arachnida; Ixodida; Argasidae. The coding region runs from base 183 to 1451 and encodes 422 amino acids. The transcript has 9 exons. The record is from RefSeq and is a predicted model, not a curated record.